Macrosiphum euphorbiae (potato aphid) is the source of this 321-nucleotide messenger RNA. NCBI's taxonomy places the organism in Eukaryota, Metazoa, Arthropoda, Insecta, Hemiptera, Aphididae. The record is from the annotation of a GenBank genome assembly.
AUGAUAUACAGCUCUAUACGUCCUGGAAGAAGCUCUGGUGAUCCGACUGUAACUGAUCUACGUAUGCUACAAUAUGAACCUAAUGGAAUUAUAUAUUACAAGCUCAAUUUCUAUGAUGAAUUAAGAGAACUACCAGGCAGGUCAAAAAAAGUGCAAUCAAUAUCUUCAUUUCCAAACCUGUACACUUCAGAAACUAAAAUACCCCUUGAAAAAUGGUAUGAUUUACAGUUUUUAAAGGGGAUGAUGCCAUCUAAUACGCACUCAUUUUAUGAUAAUAUACCUUGCGAAAAUGAAAGCAGAAAAAUGUUAAAACGACAAUAG